AUGAUUACAGGAUCAGCUGCUCACAAAAAAUUGGAAGAGAUGUUAACAAGGCCACGGCUCAUUUCUGCAAUCCGCAAGUUAUCGAAAUAUCAUCAGACAUCUGGUUUGGAGGCCAAACAUGCUUUAGACAACUUACUGGCCUCAAAGAACACUUAUCAUUCCUAUCAUUCAUUGAGUGCAAGAUUGUACUGUUCAAACUUGCACUACAAUGAAAACAGCAACAGAAAGCAGGCAACAACUGCUGAUGGAAAGCUGAGAUGGGCCAUAUCUUAUCCAAAGGCUUUUAAAGGAGAGAAAGCUGUGGCAAAACCUUUAAAAGAAAAACCGACCUAUGAGUAUGUACAUUUGAUAUUAAGUCAAGUUAUAAAACUCCGAAAGCAGUACCCUACAUUGAAGAAGGCCAAAGAACAUGCAAGCAAUGUACUACCUCCAGAGCCACAAUCACUUGUUCAACAGUACUUGGCAGGAAAGGAGAGACCCUCAAAAGAACAAGUCGUAGCUAACAAGAAGUCACGAUUCAGUAAGCCAGCUUUACCUACAAGUGUAAAAAGAAAAGCUGGUGUCAACCCUUGUGCAUGUAAAGGUAAAUGCGCAACACGAAAAUGUGACUGCAGGGCAGUGGGAACAAUCUGUGAUAAGGAAUGCAAGUGCCAAGAGGCCAAAUGUAUCAAUCGUGAAUGA
Messenger RNA from Dendronephthya gigantea, 681 nucleotides. RefSeq lists its product as uncharacterized. The record is from RefSeq and is a predicted model, not a curated record. The transcript is spliced from 3 exons. Lineage: Eukaryota; Metazoa; Cnidaria; Anthozoa; Malacalcyonacea; Nephtheidae. Bases 1 to 681 code for a protein of 226 amino acids.